CAAUGCAAUAGCUGACAACCCUAGGCGAUAACCCAAAUAAUUAGAUGCCAGUCAUCUUAUUUUUUGUUUGUCGUUUCGCAAAUUCGCAUUUAGAGCUAAUAUUUCGUAGGUAUGUCGGUUCGAGUAAUCAACGAUGAGUCGCACUUUCAGGCGGAGCUGGCACAGGCCGGCGUGCGCCUUGUGGUUGUGGACUUUACAGCGACCUGGUGCGGUCCCUGUCAGCGCAUUGCUCCCAUCUUCGAGAUGUUUCCCAAUAAGUAUCCAAAGGCUAUCUUCCUGAAAGUGGACGUCGACAAGUGCCAGGACACAGCGGCCGGUCAGGGCGUCUCUGCCAUGCCCACAUUUAUCUUCUACAGAAACCGCACCAAAAUCGACCGCGUCCAGGGCGCCGACGUCAACGGACUGGAGGCAAAAAUCCAAGAGCACAUCGGCACCGGCGGCGGCGAAGAUGCGGGCGAGGAUUAUGGCCAGGGCUUGAUGGAGCUCAACACGUUCAUCUCGAAGCAGGAGUGCGAGUGCCUCAACGAAGCGGAUGACCACAAUCUGAAGCACGCCCUGGUCUCCGCUGGUGGUUACCUGCAGUCCGAUUGUGAUGAACAGCUCAUCCUGUCCAUCACCUUCAACCAGGCUGUGAAGAUCCACUCGCUUAAGUUUAAGGCACCGUCACAACUUGGUCCCAAGGAUGUCAAGCUUUUCAUCAACCAGCCGCGCACAAUUGACUUUGACAUGGCCGAGUCAAUGACCAGUGUGCAGGACUUGACACUGGCCGAGAAGGAGCUGGAGAAUGGGGCGCCCGUCAAUCUGCGCUACGUGAAGUUCCAGAACGUGCAGAACAUUCAGAUUUUUGUAAAGAACAAUCAAUCGGGCGGCGAUGUAACACAGAUCGACUACAUCGGCUUCAUUGGCUCCCCCAUAAUGACCACGAAGAUGACCGACUUCAAACGAGUAGCCGGCAAGAAGGGCGAGAGUCACUAGGACAUCCCUCUGAUUCCAUAGAAAUUUCAACGUUUUCCCCUUGAUGUCCGGGAUGUAUUCAUAAACUUUGGACUUACAACUAAGCAAUGUACAACAAAAUGCAUAAAAAAAUCAUUCAACAAA
Messenger RNA from Drosophila ananassae, 1098 nucleotides. RefSeq names its product thioredoxin-like protein 1 (gene Txl). Bases 112 to 975 code for a protein of 287 amino acids. The transcript is spliced from 3 exons. The record is from RefSeq and is a predicted model, not a curated record. NCBI's taxonomy places the organism in Eukaryota, Metazoa, Arthropoda, Insecta, Diptera, Drosophilidae.